AUGGAUGAUCCAGAAUUCCAGAGUAGUGUUGAAUUUAUUUUGCAAAAAUACAAAGUGAGAUCGUCAUCAUCGAAGCCCACGUCGUCCUGGAAAGUUGGACCUCCGUCGGCAGCCUUCACGAUCCAUCCGCUCUUGGGCAGGAACUCAGUGGGCUCCAGACCGCGACAGUCCAGAGUGACGAUUGUCUUGAACUUCCCGGAAUCCUCCGCCAAGUACGACGCUGGAAAGACACACAACAAACAUCAUCACAAGAUGAUGACAAACUUGCAAUCAGUGUCAUUGAUUGCGUCUGAAGUUCCUUCACAUCAGCGGGAAGAGAUCAAUGCGCAUCACGUGUGGAAUUGGCGUCUUGGCAGGCGGCGAUUGAAGGAGGCUGCAAAGAAGAGGCAGAAGAAGAGCAAAGUAUCGCUAAAGAGUUUCAUUUGCCAGCGAAAUGGCGUGGAAUUGGCUGAAGGAGAGAUGCUUCACGAGUUGUGGCGCCAAUAUGCCGAGGAUUUUCUCCAAAAUCACAAAAUUAACGAAGAGGAUGCCAGUUUGCGGUCUGAUUUGAAGGACAUCCUGCCGAAGAUGGAGUUGAUCGGAGCGAAAAUUGAGGUGACAAAGGCAAAAUGCUCGUCUAUCGUUGGUACACGUGGAAUUAUCAUAAUGGACAGCAAAAAUAUGUUUACUUUGGUUAACAUGGACGGCAGAGUGAUUCAUCUUCCAAAGGUCGAUUUGGCAUUUCAACUCUCCAUCGGAAGCAUGUCUUUUCUGUACUUCGGGAAGUUCCUGACCAUGAGAAUAGCAGAUAGAUGUGUGAAAGCGUACAAAAAUGUUCAAAGUCAUGAAUUAUAAGAAAGUUAUUUCGCCAUUUGAUGCUUCAGGAUGUUUUAUUCAAUACUACAAGAGGUUAAAUGGGUUAAAUACAUCACACAAUUAUAGAUAAA
This is a messenger RNA of Phlebotomus argentipes, 926 nucleotides long. RefSeq names its product ribonuclease P protein subunit p29 (gene Pop4). Gene Ontology annotation, biological process: rRNA processing; tRNA 5'-leader removal. The transcript has 5 exons. Bases 1 to 834 code for a protein of 277 amino acids. Lineage: Eukaryota; Metazoa; Arthropoda; Insecta; Diptera; Psychodidae. The record is from RefSeq and is a predicted model, not a curated record. Gene Ontology annotation, cellular component: ribonuclease MRP complex; ribonuclease P complex. Gene Ontology annotation, molecular function: ribonuclease P RNA binding.